GUGUAUGUAUGUCGUGUAACCUCAUUAAAUUUCUAGCAAGUAUAUUUAGAACAAAUUGAAAGCUCUCUUUCUAAUUUUUUUUUCUUUUCUUUUCUUUCUUUUUAGUCAUAUAUAGAUUACAUUUAUUAUGGAUAUCCCGCCCAAGCAUAUGCAUUCUCCUAGUUGGGAUUAUGGCAGUUCAAAGCGUAAAGAAUCUAAUACUUCUUCAGCAGCAACGCAUAGUCAUCAAAACUCUGCAAAUGAUUCGUUUUUCAACCGUGUUUUUGGCUAUCACUCUGUUGAAUCUUCUCGAGCUGCUUCACCUGUACCUUCUUUAGCUUCUCAUACCCAACAAACCAAAAGUAGUACAUUUGAACCUAAUACAACGAAUACCAAGAAAAGUUUUAACGGAAGCUCAUCAUCAGCUUCUUUAACACAAAGCCACAAUACCAGCAAAACGCGACAUACUCGUAAUUCUUCUGCAGGCAAUAUACCUAUUCCACACGCUUCGCCUCUCUCUAUCUCUUCUAAGAUGCAAAGAAGACGUUCUUUUGAUGGCACUGAAGCCGACACUACAUUAAAAAAACCUACCCCGACUCCGAUCCCAUCUGUUUCUGCACGAGCAGCAGCAAGUCCUGUACCAUCCAGUCGUCCUGUAAAUCAAAAAGGCAUCACUGUCCCUAAAAUCAAUACGACGGCUGUACCUUUCCCUAGGGGUGGUAGGCAAAUUGGUCAAUCUGCUCCCAAUCCUACUGAGCAACCUACACAUACAGUAAGAAGAAGUAAUUCAAUUGAACGUGUACAGUAUCGAACAGAAGAUCAACAACCCAAGAAACGACAUCUGUUUCGAUUUGGCAAGAAAAAGAGCGGAAAUCAUGUCACUUCAAAUGCUACAACCAACAAUAGUAAUGCAAUGGCAAUUUCACCUCGUAAAAAAUCAAGCGAUGCUGAUUACAGACUUUUAUUACUAGACUUGUCAAGCUAUUCAGCUGCCUCGGAUGUUCAGAAACUUUAUUAUCAACAACAGAUGAGAGAUGAAAGAAAGAAAUCUGCUAGUUCAAAUGGAAGUAGUCAUUCAGGCAAAAAAGGCAAAGACAAUAGCAAGGAUCAAUUGCUCUAUUUAAAAUUGGAUCAGAAUUUUGAAAGAAUGGAUGGUAUUGUCAAUAAGGAUUAUUAUAAACAUAUACCACCUAGCCGUACCCCUUCCAUCAUGGCAAGUGAUGCUAACGGCUAUGACUUUGAAUCUUGGGCACCACCUGAUAGUUGGGCUGUACAGCCACCUUCUAUUAUGUCCGCUUCAACAAACAUGAUAGAUGAUGAGCACACAGAACUUGAUGACUAUCAAAUGGAAGUACAAGAGAAAUGGGAUGUACCAAAAAAGACUGCCAAUAUCAAAAUCUAUCGUCCCGACAAAACUUACAAUACACUCCAUGUACCCCUCAAUACCACCACCCUUGAUAUCUUGAGGAGGUUGGCUACGAAAUAUUUUCUGUCAGAUAUAAACAAAUACAAUCUUGUGAUGAAACGAUAUAAUACGGAGCGUGUUUUGGGCAUAACAGAAAGACCACUCCAGAUCCAAAAAAUGCUUCAGGAACAAAUGGGUUAUAUGGACCAGGAUACCAUUGACGACAGCAGCUAUCUUGUGUGGUUUCAAAUGGCUCCCAAUAGUACACCACCUAUACCAGAAGACAAAGAAUUUGGUCCUCAUGUUGUCCUUCAAUCCAGAUCAUUGACAGAGAUUCCUGUUUACUUGUACAAUUACCCUUCAAACAUCCUUUCAUUAGAUAUUUCCAAGAAUCUGCAAAUCACACUUCCGCUUGAUUUUGCUCAAGGAUGCACCAAUUUGACUGAACUCUGGAUAGCUGAUAAUGAUUAUGCAAAUUUACCACCUGCUACACACCACAUUCCCUCACUUGAGCGCUUGAAUAUCUCAGGCAAUCGUUUGCGUGACUUGGAACAUGCCCAUCUUGACCAACUCUCCAAACUCGAAACACUACGUGCCAUCAACAACAAAUUAGAAUCAUUACCUGACUCAUUUGGCACUUGCUUUCAGCACUUGACUGCCUUGUAUAUAUCCAACAACUCAUUCACCAAAUUCCCCAUGGUCAUUUGUGACAUUGUCAGUCUGGCAUGGCUUGAUAUCAGCUUUAACAAGAUCCAAAUGUUUCCCGAGGAAAUUGGCCAAUUGACGAAUUUGGUUGGUUUGUAUGCGAUUGCGAACCGUAUCACAGGUGGAUUGCCUUCCAGCUUUAUCAAUCUCACAAAACUAAGAGAAUUGGAUCUUCGGCAAAACUUGAUUUCAGAUCUGGAUGUCGUAUCCCAUUUACCCAGCCUAGAGAUCUUAUUGGUAGACUAUAAUUCUACCAGUAUUGUCAAUUUUGAAACCAAGAGCUUAAAACAGUUGAAGAUGUACAAGAACCAUUUAACUCAAUUCAACCUGAUCUGUCCUGCUGGUCAAGAGACAUCUUGUUUAACAGAACUCAAUCUGUCUUGCUGUAAACUGUCCAGUCUGCCAGAAACCCUUUUUGACAGCAUGAGAAUGCUGGAACGUCUUGUGCUUGAUAGUAAUACGCUCAGCACACUUCCUUCCAGCAUUGGAUCAUUACGCCAUUUAGUGAAACUAUCGAUUCAGAACAACAAUCUUGAUAGCUUACCCUCUAAAAUUGGUAAAUUGACAGAACUCAAGGUGCUGGAUGCUCAGAAAAACAAUCUCAAGAUGCUUCCUAAAGAAAUCUGGUUGUGUGCCUCUUUACAGACACUCAACUGCUCUUCCAACUUGCUUGAAUCAUUUCCUCAACCCGUAUCUACAUUAGCCAGCAUCACACCCUCUUCUACCCCCAUGGCAAACUGUAAAAUGAGUGACAACGAUUUGUCUGACCUGACUUUACUGCAUAAUGAAGACAAGGAUAUGAUGUCCGUCUUGCCUCCUACGUUGAAUGCUGGUCAAGGUGUCAUUAAGCGUCUCGAUCGCUUAUUAGACUAUUCAACCAUCAGUUCACCUGUUACACCUACAAUUCACUUUAACAAUCCUCUUCAAAGUAGUACGACAUCGUUUAUGUAUCAUUCUGAACAACCUUUACAUCCUCACCACUUGACACCUCAACAACAACAACAACAACAGCAACAGCAACAACAACAACAACAACAACAGGAACUGCAAGAACAACCUUAUGAGUCAUCACCAUCACCCACACCUCCACCUCCACCUAAUUUUAAUCCUCCUAGUUUCUUCACAAGCCCUCAUAACCAUCCUCCACCUCUCUCUUUAUCGCUUCGUCAACUCUUCCUUGGUGAUAAUCGCUUAACAGAUGAUGUCUGGUCUCCUCUUUUACACUUUUCAGAACUUCGUACACUCAACUUGUCAUUCAACGAUCUAUAUGAAGUUCCACCUGAAAGUCUUUGCCAUCAACACUUGUAUGAACUCUAUUUGUCAGGCAAUCAAUUGACUUCUUUACCAGCAGAUGAUAUUGAGCGCUUACAGUACUUGCGUGUCUUGGCUGUGAACGGUAACAAACUUCAGACGUUGCCUGCAGAAAUCGGCAAGCUCCGUAAACUGUUGGUGUUGGAUGUAGGCAACAAUGUGCUCAAGUACAAUAUCGCUAACUGGCCUUACGAUUGGAACUGGAACUGGAACUUGGGUCUUAAAUACCUCAAUUUGUCAGGCAACAAACGACUCGAGAUUCAAAAGACACACCCUGAUCCUAACAAUCCAAAAGACAAGGAUCUGUCUGAUUUCAGUGCCUUGACUCGAUUGCGUAUGCUGGGUCUAAUGGACAUUACUAUCUUGGGCGUCUCUAUUCCAGAAGAAUUUCAUGAUCGCCGUGUGCGUACAUCUCCCUCUGAAGUCAACAGUAUGUCGUAUGGUGUAGCAGAUUGGUUAGGUCCUAGUGAUCAUUUAUCAACAUGGGAUUUAGUCAUGCCUCGCUUCCGUGGUAAAGACGAUGAAUGCAUCUUUGCUUUAUUUGAUGGCUCAAAGCAUCCAAAGUCUGGCUGUCGCCUUACGAAACAAUUGAACGAUAUGCUCGUCAGUCAAUUCACGAAAGAACUGUCGUCGAUCAAGAGCGAUGAUACCAUUGUGUCUUCUGUGCGUCGUGUCUUUUUAGGUCUGGAACAAAACUUGGGCUCUUCUCCUUACUUGGUCGAUAAGGACUCAGGCGCUUCUGCUGUGGUAUGUUAUAUCUCAGGCACCAAACUCUAUGUGGCCAAUGUCGGUGAUGCAUUAGCUGUCAUUUCACGCAACAAUGGCCAAGCAUUCGAAAUUACACAGAAACAUAUCCCUUUGAAUCCAAGCGAAGUCUCUCGUAUUCGUGCAGCCGGUGGAUACGUGUCGAAUUCAGGUUUGCUGAACAAUGAACUCAAUGUCUCAAGAAGCUUUGGUCAUUUCCACUUGAUUCCAGUCGUCAACUGUAAUCCAUUUGUGUCGACGAUCGACUUGGCUGAAAAUGAUGAGUUUGUGAUUAUGGCUUCGCGUGGUCUUUGGGAUCGCAUGACCUAUCAAACAGCAGUGGAUAUUGCACGUACCGAGAAAGAUGAUUUGAUGGCUGCUGCUCAGAAACUACGCGAUUUUGCCAUUACGUAUGGUGCUACAGACAACUUGAUGGUCAUGGUCAUUGGUGUAGGUGACUUGUUUGAUAAGCGAGAAAAGCGGUAUAGAAACAAUCGCGGUAAUAACAUGCCUGGUCGAGGUGGCACGGGUGCCGAUGUAGUCGAUGAUGGCUUAUUGAUCAAGACCAAACGAAGAGGCAAAGAAGAAGUACCUGGUGAUUCUACCUUGGCUCGUUUAGAAAGAGAAGUAGCGCCUCCUGUGAGUCAAUUGGCUCUUGUGUUUACGGAUAUCAAGAGUUCCACUCAAUUUUGGGAAACACAGCCUGAAAACAUGCGAGCAGCCAUCAAGAUCCACGAUGCCAUCAUGCGUCGUACACUCCGUAGUGUUGGCGGUUAUGAAGUCAAGACAGAAGGUGAUGCCUUCAUGGUCUGUUUCAAGAACAUCACGGCUGCUUUACUUUGGUGCUUUACUGUUCAACUUCAACUUCUAGAAGCAGAUUGGCCGGCAGGUAUUUUGGAUACAGAAGAAGGUCGUGAAAUCGAAAAAGACGGUGUCUUGAUCUACAAAGGUCUCUCUGUCCGUAUGGGUAUUCAUUGGGGCACACCUGUCUCUGAACGUAACCCAAUCACACAACGUAUGGAUUAUUUUGGUCCUGUGGUCAACAAGGCAAGUCGUAUCUGUAAUGCAGCGGAUGGUGGUCAAAUCUGUGUGUCUUCGGAUGUCUUGUCUGCCUUGCGCAACUUCCCUAGUAUGUUUGAUCAAGACGCGGAUCUUCAAGCUGUCGCCUCUAAUAAUGACGAGGAUGCAUUUUCGGGCACUUUUCCUGUCAGUCGCGAUUUAAUCCAGUUGAAGCAAUUAGGGUUCCAUGUAGUCGAACUAGGCGAAAGACGUCUUAAAGGUCUUGAAACACCAGAAACAUUGAGUUUAGUGUAUUCCAAGCAAUUGUUAGGUCGUAUUGAGAUUGACAAGAGUGAAAUGAUGGCUACAGCAGCACCACCCCCUACUUCUACUACAGCGACACCUAUGGCCACCCCUGGCAGUGUUUCAACCACAGUGGCUAUUACACCUUCUUCUGUGGAUGCUUCUCCUGCUGUAGUGCCGUCUUCAGACUACUUGACAAUACGUCCUGUCCAGAAAAAGACAGCACGUACGAUUGAUGCCAACCUUGUGUGUGCGAUGAGUAAUUUGGCUAUUCGCUUAGAACGCUUGACAUCCGGUCAUGUCUUAGCUAACAGUGGUGAUUCUAUGGAUGUGAUGACACCUUCUGGGCUUAGCUUGGUGCUUGAUAGACAUCUCAGAGAAGAAGCAAGUGAUGAAGAAUUACUUGUCAUGAUGGAAAACUGUGUUGCAAGAGUAGAGAAUGCUGUCUCUUCAUUAUACCUUCAAAAAAUGGGUCAUUUCGCCAACGUAUUAGAGAAGUUAGGUGAAGCGAUUGAUAUGGAUCCAAUGCAUAUCAUCAAAGCACUUCAAAUGUAUGCAGAAGUACUUUCAUAAACUUAUUUUUAUUACAAAAUGGGA
This is a messenger RNA of Gilbertella persicaria, 6043 nucleotides long. RefSeq lists its product as uncharacterized. The transcript has 11 exons. The coding region runs from base 128 to 6019 and encodes 1963 amino acids. The record is from RefSeq and is a predicted model, not a curated record. Gene Ontology annotation, cellular component: plasma membrane. NCBI's taxonomy places the organism in Eukaryota, Fungi, Mucoromycota, Mucoromycetes, Mucorales, Choanephoraceae. Gene Ontology annotation, molecular function: protein binding. Gene Ontology annotation, biological process: intracellular signal transduction; cyclic nucleotide biosynthetic process.